AGGGGCGGGGCUCGGUGUGUAUGGCCGCCUGCAGGGUGUAUACAGGACAUCCGGGGACCCGCUGCCAUGGAGAGCUGUGACUGUGCGGUGUGACACCUUCCAUCAUCACUAUGCGGGGCACGGAGGAGCAGCAGAGGAUGAUAGUGGAGGAGAUGUUGGACAAUGAAGAUCAUGCUCAGGUGGAGAACUUAAAAAAGACCCUGAAAGCACAACGCCAGAGAAGGAAGAAACCGCUGGAAGACAAUGCUGGAGAUGCCGCGGAUGGCGUGGAAGAUAUCGGGAACGUUGCACGCGGGCAGCGCAGUUUGCCCCCGCUAAAUCCUUCUAUGACGAAGUCCAUUUCUGUGGAGUCUUCUAUGAGGGAGCGAAUGAGAGAAAAACUGAAAGCUGGAAGGUCCAAAGCUGAAAGUAUCCUCCAGCAGGAGUCCCCGGGUGUUUCACCAAGAACCUUCACCAGAUCUAAACCAGCAGAUACUGUUACAAAAUUCGAUGAAGAGCAAGACGUUGAAGCACAGCUGCAGUCCAGAGUAAAGUUCCGUGAUGCCGUCAGGACAGUUCAGGAAUCUCAUGUCCCCGAUGGAGCUCCCACUGCAGAUAAAUCGUACAAUUUCUUCACGUUUAAUUUUGAUCCCGAUCCAGAAACAGAUGAAGGAAAGGAACAGGAGAAAAAGGUGGAGGCCCCAAAGGAUGAUGCGGGAGAGUCUAGCUCUAGAGUGGAAGAAGAGGAGGCAGAGGAAGGAGAAGAAGGAAUGGGAGAAGACAAGUCCUUGGUUCCAGAGGAUGCUCUGUUUCUCAUAGAGCAGACAGCGCGUGACUUCAUAGAGAUUACUGCAGCUGAAUACGAAGGUUAUCACAACCGGCUACAGAAAGAAAAAGACCUCCUGUUUAUACCGAGCCUGCGACAAGUGCCACUGUCCCAGAAGCUCCCCGACAAUAUGCAGCCCAGGUAUUUAGAAGAUGAGGGCCUAUAUGUUGGUGUGAGGCCAGAAGUCUCCCGGACCAAUCAGAACAUUCUGGAGAACAGGAUACUGCAGCAAGAUGAGGGAAAGAAAUGGUUUGGUGAUGAUGGAAACAUUUUAGCAUUGCCUAAUCCUAUAAAAACUUCAACCACAAGACCGCCUAUAUUUACUCUGCAUGAAGGCUUAGACCCAGCACUGGAGACCCUUUAUUUAAAGGCAAUUCCAUCUAAGAAAUCCAGCCAAUACAUGGUGGGAACUGGGGGACUACUGGGAGAGUUUCAGCUGGACAUAGACAUUUCCGGAAUUGUGUUUACCCAUCAUCCCCUUUUCAGUAGGGAGCAUGUCCUAGCCAACAAGCUGAGCCAGCUAUAUGAUCAGUAUCUGGGGAGGAAGCAGAAGAACCUGGCCAAGCUCCUGACAGACAAGUUGCAUGCACUAAGGAAUGCUGUACAGAACAUUUCUGCAGGAGGAACCCACGGCUCCAGCACUAAAACAGAACAAAGUAUUCAUGAAUAUAAGCUGGACAUCAGGCAAACAAGAAAAUUCCGAGAUGCAGAGCAAGAAAAAGACCGAACGAUUCUAAAGUCCCUCAUAAAAGUUUGGAAAGAGAUAAAGUCUUUGCGCGAAUUUCAAAAGUUCAACAACACACCAGUGAAACUCUACUUGCGAAAGGAAGAAGUUAAUAAAAAAGCUGAUGAAGAAGCUUAUGAAGCUGAAAUUCAAUCUGAAGUCAAUGAACUAAUGGAAGAAUAUAUGGAGGAAUAUGAAAAGAACCUAAAGCAAUACAGAGAUGGCCUAAAGCAAUGGAAGUCAUGGAAGAAGACCCAGAAACGGAAAAGUAAGAAGGAAGGCAUGGAACAAAAUGAUGAAACUGAGGUUGAGUAUAUGGUAGACGAGCCAACUAAACCUUCCAUGCCCACACAAAUAGACAGGCAUGAUGUGGAGGUACAAGUUCGAGAUAAGGCGUCAAACAUCAGGAGAAGACCUGGAGAGCCAAUCCUCAACCCUGAACUAAGCCUGUCGGGAAAUGUCACCCCGGAUAACGCAUGCCCAAGGGGAGAAGUUGUGAGACGUGAGGAUAUACUGAAGCAUUCUUUGUUCAUAAAGAUUCUUUUCAACAAUAAAGAAGUUUCCAGAACUGUGACAGUCCGGCUGGGGCAUGACUUCCGAGUCCACAUGGGGCAAAUAUUUAACCUGCAGAUCUUUAAUUGGCCUGAGAGCAUAAAAUUACAGAUACAUGAAACUGCUGGAUAUUUGGGAACAACGCUGCUGGCUGAGGCUUUCCUACCUAUCCCUGAGACCACAAUGCUGACUGGGAGCGCUCCUGUGGAGGAAGUGGAGUUCAGCAGUAACCAUAGAGUCAUGUAUGACCAUGAAGGUGUUGGCAGUGAUGUGCCAUUUUCUUUUGAAGCUGAUGGAAGUAAUAAGAUGGCUCUGAUGACUUCUGGGAAAGUGUCCUACUGUGUGUCCUGGGCGGUUGGGGAAAAUGGAGUGCCAUUGGUUCCUUCUGUGUCACAGCAAAAGAAUGCUCUUCAACGAGCUUUACAUAACAUAGACGCUGUAUCCUCUAUCGGAGCUUCUGGACUGACUGAUAUGAAGAAAUUAGCCAAGUGGGCGGUUGAAUCAAAGCUCGAUCCUAAUGAUCCCAACAAUUCAGCUCUCAUGCAGCUCAUAACGAUGGCGAGUGGUGGGGACGCCAAAGUGCCCGAGUUCUUCCGCCUGGAGCAAUUGCAGAAGGAGUUUAAUUUUGUGUCGGAUGAAGAGCUGAAAAGAUCAAAGAGGUUCAGACUUCUGCAGCUCCGUAACCAGGAAGUGGCCGAUUUUCGCAAUUACAAAAUGGUGCCUAUAAAGGAACGUGAGAUCCCAGACAGGGUAUUUGUGGAUUAUGAGAAGAAGUUACGGGAUCAAGAUAUAAAUACUGCAGAAACUCAUCUAGAUGCACAUCGGAUUCGGGUUGCCAAGUAUCUUCAUAAGAUCCGGGAAUCUGUGAUAAACCGGUUCCUGAUAGCGAAACAUCAUUUUAUUCUAUCUGACUUGGUUGUCGAAGAGGAAAUCCCCAGCCUUGGGAUUCUAGGAAUGGACCUCUUCAAGCUAGCUGAGCCAAAACGUCCACUAAAGCCAAGGAGAAAGGAGAGGAAGAAGGUGACUGCUCAGAAUCUUUCUGAUGGGGAUAUCAAGGUCUUGGUGAAUGUGAUCCGUGCGUAUGACAUUCCAGUUAGGAAACCGACAUCCAGCAAACCAACACAGCCAUCCAGAUCGACAAGGUCAUUUAAUGAGAUGUUCACAACCACAGCUUCCCCUCAGGGGCAGGCCCCAUCUCCAGAGUGGUCAGUUAAUCAGGUCCUGGUGCGGCCAUAUGUAGAAGUUUCAUUUCAGCGUACUGUAUGCCAAACCUCAACAGCCGAUGGACCAAAUCCAAACUGGAAUGAAGAACUGGAGCUGCCAUUUAGGGCUCCUAAUGGUGAUUACAGCACAACUAGUUUACAGUCAGUGAAAGACGAUGUUUUCAUCAAUGUGUUUGAUGAAGUCUGCUUUGAUAUUUUAGAGGAUGAUCGGGAGAGAGGAAGUGGCAUUCAUACACGAGUCGAGAGACACUGGCUUGGAUCGAUCCGAAUUCCAUUUACCACAAUUUAUUUCCAGUCCAGAAUUGAUGGAACAUUCCGGAUUGACACGCCCCCAGUGCUUUUAGGAUACAGUAAACAGCGCAACGUGGGAAAUGAUGGAGGCUAUGAAUCAGUCCGAAGCCUGAGCCAAGGUUCCUUCCUAACCCUCUUUAUUACCAUUGAGCCUCAGCUUGUACCUGGAGAGCCCAUCAGGGAAAAGUUUGACAGCAGAGAAGAAGAGAAGUUACUUCAAGCUGCCGAGAAAUUCCAGAGUGAAGCCGCUUUAAAAUUCCCGAAGCGGCAGUGCCUGACCACCGUCACAGACAUUAAUGGAAGUACAGUCUUCAUCACUCGAUACAUCAAGGCCUUACAACCUUCACAGGAACUUCUAGAAGCCAACCCCAAUAAUGUACAAGCAACAUCAGAACUGGUGUCUCGCUAUGUAUCCCUUAUACCCUUCCUACCGGACAAUGUGUCAUUCGCAGGGAUUUGCAAUUUAUGGAGCACGUCAGAUCAAUUCCUUGACCUCCUGGCGGGCGAUGAAGAGGAACAUGCAGUUCUGCUGUGUAACUAUUUCCUGGCGAUGGGGAAGAAGGCGUGGCUUAUCAUCGGAAAUGCCAUUCCAGAGGGUCCCACUGCUUAUGUACUAACACUGGAGCAGAACCAGUACAUCAUAUGGAAUCCAAGCAAUGGCUGCUUUUAUGGUCAGUAUGACACCUUCUGUCCGCUGCAAAGUGUCGGCUGCCUGAUCAACGCAGAAAAUAUCUGGUUUAAUACACAGCAAUAUGAUGUUCCGAUGAGCAUGAGCUUUGAUACGGGCCGAUCCAACCAGUGGAAAGCCUUCUUCUCACGAAGUUAUCCAAAUCCAGGAUUGGUCAGUGUGCAGCCAGAAGAACUAAUAUAUCAUCGCACAGAUAAGGCUGCUGCAUCGGAACUUCAAGACAGGAUUGAGAAACUGCUGAAAGAGAAGAUUAUGGAAUGGCGGCCGAGACAUCCUACUCGCUGGAACAGAUACUGCACAUCUACUCUGAGACACUUCCUGCCAUUACUAGAACAAAACUACGGCAAAGAUGUGGAGGAGGACCACCGGGCGGAACUGCAGAGACAACUAGGAGAUUACAGGUUUUCCGGCUUCCCAAUAAACAUGGCCUUCUCAGAAGUGACCCCUCUCAUAGAAGCUGUGUACAGCACCGGAGUCCAUAACAACGCAGUGCCCAAUGUGGAGUUUGCUCUGGCUGUGUAUGUUCACCCCUAUCCUAAGAAUGUCUACUCCAUCUGGAUAUAUGUUGCAUCUCUGAUUCGAAACAGAUGAUGGAAAAAUUGGACUAUUACAACUAUGUAAACAUAGGCUGUCAUCACAAAUGGAAAUAUAUCAUCUAACAUGCUC
Molecule: messenger RNA, 4949 nt
Organism: Rana temporaria (common frog)
Lineage: Eukaryota; Metazoa; Chordata; Amphibia; Anura; Ranidae
Gene: CC2D2A
Product: coiled-coil and C2 domain containing 2A
Exons: 36
Coding region: 111-4874 (1587 amino acids)
Biological process (GO): non-motile cilium assembly; protein localization to ciliary transition zone
Cellular component (GO): ciliary transition zone
Source: RefSeq, a predicted model, not a curated record